GGGAGAACGCUUGCCAGGCGAAAAUCUACCACGGGCUGGAACACUGCUACCGAAACGGGAUAAUCCCUAACCACCCAGCUGGCACCACGAGGAAGUUGUUCGGCAACCCAGCGAUAAGAUGGUCGGCAUUCUCACUCGUACACCACGAUUCGGUAUUAAGAAAGAUAUGCGGUUGAUGAAAGGCGACGAAGCAGCGGGCACUGAAAUACAACACAAAAUGCGUGUUCCGGACAAAAUUUCCUACGACUCUGGUAUCUCGAGCGUCGUUUACGACGAAAACCCAAUUCCCAAGGAUACAAGCCAUGCAGUCUUCCAGUCUCCUGGCUACAGCCCCGAUCUUCUGAACAACACAGAUGUCAGGUGUUCUGCAUCUGCCACCGCCGUCUCUCAGGUGAACACCUAUGGCAUGACGGCUACUGCGAAGGCUCACGCACAAUCAACGAACGGUUUGACCUCUACUACUCCGCAUUCUCUUGUCCCGCCAUCGCCAAACCCGAAUGCGGCAUCGAAACGUCUGGAUUCCCAGAUCGCCAGCUUUCAAAAGCGCAUCUCGUCAUUGGAAUUCCGACAGAACCUAAUGGAAACCGGCAUAACUUUGUACAUUGCCUACCGCUUAUUUCGAUGGCUUUUUCGCGUUUUUGGACAGUGA
This is a messenger RNA of Dicrocoelium dendriticum, 649 nucleotides long. The record is from the annotation of a GenBank genome assembly. Lineage: Eukaryota; Metazoa; Platyhelminthes; Trematoda; Plagiorchiida; Dicrocoeliidae.